AUGAGUUGUUUCCAAACUUCAGCGAGCCAUUCCUGGAUUUAUCCCACUGUGAUCCUCUGCCUGUUUGGAUUCUUCUCCAUGAUGAGACCCUCAGAACCCUUCCUUAUGCUGUAUUUAUCUGGGCCAGAUAAAAACCUGACCAGUGAAGAGAUUACAAAUGAGAUCUUCCCCGUGUGGACAUACUCAUAUCUGGUGCUGCUGUUCCCAGUGUUUAUCCUCACCGAUUACGUCCGCUACAAGCCAGUCAUCAACCUACAAGGGAUCAGCUUCAUCAUUACCUGGCUGCUGCUCUUGUUUGGCCAAGGAGUGAAGACCAUGCAGGUCGUAGAGUUCUUCUAUGGGAUGGUCACUGCCACCGAGGUGGCCUACUAUGCCUACAUUUACAGCGUGGUCAGCCCAGAGCAUUAUCAGAAAGUGAGUGGCUACUGCAGGAGUGCCACGCUGGUGGCCUACACGGCGGCCUCAGUGCUGGCCCAACUCUUGGUAUCCCUGGCCAACCUAUCGUACUUUUACCUCAACGUCAUAUCCUUGGCCUCUGUCUCCAUGGCCUUCCUUUUCUCACUUUUCCUACCGAUGCCUAAGAAGAGCAUGUUUUUUCAUGCAAAACCCAGCAAAGAAGGUCCUCCAAAGCCACCAGGAAAGGAUGCUGUCUUAGAGGAACCUCAAAAGGAUCAUGAACCAGGUGGACAAGAAGUAGUCACUGUGUCAGGGAACCCAUAUGAUGGUCAUUGGAGCAGCCCAAAGCCAGAAAGUAUAGUUUUGAGAGUUUUUGUGCAGUGGUUACAAGAUUUAAAGGAGUGUUAUUCCUCAAAACAUCUUUUUUACUGGUCCCUAUGGUGGUCUUUUUCCACAGCAGGUUUUAACCAGGUUUUGAACUAUGUUCAAGUCCUGUGGGAUUACAAGGCACCAAGCCAGAGUUCCAUAAUAUAUAAUGGAGCAGUAGAAGCUAUUGCAACCUUUGGGGGGGCCCUGGCUGCCUUUGCAGUGGGUUAUGUGAAAGUCAACUGGGAUCUUCUGGGAGAGUUGGCUCUGGCCAUCUUCUCGGUUGUCAAUGCAGGCUCUCUAUUUCUCAUGCAUUACACGACCAGCAUAUGGGCAUGCUAUGCAGGCUUUUUGUUAUUCAAGACCGGCUAUAUGCUUCUUAUCACCAUAGCAGUGUUUCAGAUCGCAGUUAAUCUGAGUGUGGAACGCUACGCCCUGGUGUUUGGAAUCAACACCUUCAUCGCCCUGGUGAUUCAGACCGUUAUAACCGUGAUCGUAGUAGAUCAGGGAGGAUUGAGGCUGCCAGUCCACAUUCAGUUUUUAGUUUAUGGGAGUUAUUUUGCAGUCAUUGCUGGCAUUUUCCUAAUGCGAAGCAUAUUCAUUAUCUACUCAACCAAAUGCCGAAAGACAGUGCAGAGCUCUGCUACAAGUCAGAAUCCAUAUGGGCCACACCCAGAAGAACCAAAGAACAACUAA
Messenger RNA from Lagenorhynchus albirostris (white-beaked dolphin), 1458 nucleotides. RefSeq names its product solute carrier family 19 member 3 (gene SLC19A3). Gene Ontology annotation, biological process: vitamin transport; transmembrane transport. The transcript has 5 exons. The record is from RefSeq and is a predicted model, not a curated record. NCBI's taxonomy places the organism in Eukaryota, Metazoa, Chordata, Mammalia, Artiodactyla, Delphinidae. Bases 1 to 1458 code for a protein of 485 amino acids. Gene Ontology annotation, molecular function: thiamine transmembrane transporter activity. Gene Ontology annotation, cellular component: plasma membrane.